Messenger RNA from Cynocephalus volans (Philippine flying lemur), 1074 nucleotides. RefSeq names its product protein phosphatase 1 regulatory subunit 42 (gene PPP1R42). The record is from RefSeq and is a predicted model, not a curated record. Gene Ontology annotation, molecular function: protein binding. The transcript has 8 exons. NCBI's taxonomy places the organism in Eukaryota, Metazoa, Chordata, Mammalia, Dermoptera, Cynocephalidae. The coding region runs from base 1 to 1074 and encodes 357 amino acids.
AUGGUUCGACUGACCUUGGAUCUAAUUGCCAAAAACAGCAAUCUUAAGCCCCGAAAAGAAGAAACCAUUUCACAGUGCCUGAAGAAAAUAACUCAUAUAAAUUUUUCAGACAAAAACGUAGAUGCAAUUGAAGACCUCUCUCUUUGCAAAAAUCUUAGCGUUUUAUAUUUAUAUGAUAACCGUAUUAGUAAAAUUGCUAACUUGAAUUAUGCCACAAAUCUAACCCAUCUAUACCUACAAAACAAUUGUAUUUCAUGUAUAGAGAACCUCAGGUCAUUAAAGAAACUGGAAAAACUGUAUCUGGGAGGCAAUUACAUUGCUGUCAUAGAAGGUUUGGAAGGAUUGCAAGAACUAAGAGAGCUUCAUGUUGAGAGUCAGAGGCUUCCCCUUGGAGAGAAACUUCUGUUUGAUCCAAGAACUCUUCAUUCUCUGGCAAAAUCUCUCUCUAUAUUGAAUAUCAGCAAUAAUAAUAUUGAUGACAUAAGAGACUUAGAAGUACUGGAGAAUCUUAAUCAGCUCAUAGCAGUUGACAACCAGCUUCUACAUGUGAAGGAUCUGGAAUAUUUACUGAACAAGUUGAUGAAGCUGUGGAAAAUGGAUCUAAAUGGAAAUCCUGUUUGUCUUAAACCAAAAUACAGGGACAGACUGAUACUGGUGUCCAAAUCACUGGAAUUUCUUGAUGGAAAAGAAAUUAAAAGUAUAGAAAGACAAUUCCUAAUGAAUUGGAAAGCAUCCAAAGAUGCCAAGAAAAUCAGCAAGAAAAGGAACAAUAAAAACGAGGAUGAAAACAACUCGUACAUAAGUAACUUUGAAACAAUGCAUCACAUAGUUCCUGUUUAUUACCCACAGGUGGGUAAGCCAAAAUUAGUGUUUUUCUAUGAAAUACAGAGAUACCAUGUAAAUAGAAAUGCAUCUCCAGAAAGCUCCCAAGAAGAUAACAUCCAAAUUAUUGAAAACAUGGGGAAUCUCUCCUUGAAGGAAUCUGAAAGCUUGCUGACAAAAAACGAUGCACACGAACCUCACCUUCUCCACAUCCCAAAAGUCAAAGAAAAUUUCUUUGUGGAAAACGAGUAA